Molecule: messenger RNA, 414 nt
Organism: Malassezia restricta
Lineage: Eukaryota; Fungi; Basidiomycota; Malasseziomycetes; Malasseziales; Malasseziaceae
Exons: 2
Coding region: 1-414 (137 amino acids)
Source: RefSeq, a predicted model, not a curated record
AUGCUGGACAAUGAAGUUACAGUCAUUUUCAAAUUCAGUACUACGGCUCUGUAUGCUCAAAUCGUUCCAACAGAAGUGAGUGUGCGUGAACUGAAAGCGCACUUGCUUCAUGUGCUUGCAAGCACAAAGCAACCGGAAGACCAAGUGCUUCAUCGUCCAUUCGAAGAAGCAACGCCAGAUGAUGUGGAACUAUACCAUAAGAAGGACGACACGUAUACGCUUUUCGCAUCCGCGAGUACUGCUACGCAUCGUGCCUCCGACGGCACUCCCCUCUGCUCAUCGUGCCAACUCGAGGAUAACACUGUACUGUACGUUGGUUUUCGUGCUCCAAAUCAGGAUACACCAGGCGAACCUGUGGUGCGAGAGCCUUCUUUGGACGAUAUAGCGGAGGAAGAAGACGUAGAAGCACCGUGA